Molecule: messenger RNA, 1047 nt
Organism: Ornithodoros turicata
Lineage: Eukaryota; Metazoa; Arthropoda; Arachnida; Ixodida; Argasidae
Exons: 2
Coding region: 1-1047 (348 amino acids)
Molecular function (GO): nucleic acid binding; zinc ion binding
Source: RefSeq, a predicted model, not a curated record
AUGGCUUCCUCUUCUUUAAAACCCCGAGAUCGGAAUCGGAAACGGUUCCGCACCGAGUACCAGCAAAUUGAUUUAAAUACCUCAACACCCGAACCAUGGUUUGCAAAGUUUCUGGUUGUCCACUCUAAUGAUGACACAAGACCACUGUCAAAGGUAUCUCCUUUUGUAAUAGCGAAAGCACUUGAACAGCUGAUAGGUAAAGAAUACAAUGCCAAGAAACUGGGCUCUGGAGAUAUCCAGGUCCAUGUUGAAAAGCGAGAGCAAAGCAGUGCGCUUCUUUCACUGACAAGCAUCAAUGGGAUAUCUGUCACAGUAAGUUCACACCGGAGUCUCAACAUUGUUAAAGGAGUAAUUUCUGAGAGCGACCUUCUUGACUGUUCGGAAUCGGAACUCCAAGAAGGCCUACAACAGCACGGUGUGGUAGCUGUAAAGCAAAUAGUCAUGCGUAGGGAUGGGAAAGAAAUCCCAACAAAGCACAUCAUCCUUUCUUUCAAGCUCCACAAGCUGCCAGACACAAUCAAAGCCGGUUACCUCAUUUGCAAUGUGAGGGCUUACAUCCCAAAUCCGAGUCGCUGUUACAAGUGCCAGCGGUUUGGCCACGGUUCUCAGGUAUGCCGUGGGCAGCCCGUCUGUGCUAAGUGCGUCGGCAAAGACCAUUCGUCAGAGUCGUGCAGCAAUGACUUUCAGUGUGCCAAUUGCAAGGGUAACCACCCUGUUUACUCCAGAUCAUGUCCUUGUUGGAAGGAGGAGAAACAGAUCAUCAAGCUGAAAACGGAGCAAAAUAUCACAUACAGUGCAGCAAAGGCACAAUUGGCGUUCCAGAAGAAAGGAACCUUCUCUGGUGUGGUGCGCAGGGGAGUGGCACCACUCAGAGUGCGACGCAGUCAAGAGGCCCCUUCAGCACCCAUACUCCGGCCCGUACGCUGUCGUGCGAAGAUCUCCUACGCAUUACACCAUCCUGGUAAAGAACCGAGAGGAGACUGUCGCCCUGCAGCGAUUGAAGCCCGCCUUCCUCGACGUUCCUGCGACGUCCCCCAGCGCCGUUAA